Molecule: messenger RNA, 1204 nt
Organism: Suillus bovinus
Lineage: Eukaryota; Fungi; Basidiomycota; Agaricomycetes; Boletales; Suillaceae
Exons: 6
Coding region: 256-873 (205 amino acids)
Source: RefSeq, a predicted model, not a curated record
GUGUUCCAUUGAAAUCGACCGUUAUCUGUUGGAGUCUUUGGUUAUUUCCUACUCUUCAUAAAUUUACAGCAUUUACUAACUACUUUGCUUGGCUAGUGGUCGUUCCAAAUGCAGCAAAGUCGAACCGCGCAGGGAUCAACAGCGGCACAGUUGACAGGGGCUGUCGCGCUUGGCUGUGUGACACUGGUAGACGCAACAGGCCACGAACAUGCAAUGUCGGUGACCUUUUGCACCUCAUUUUAGCAACUCGAUGAGAUGCUCCACGUUCUGUUUAAACGUGACGUGCCUCAAGCACGACUUCAGAGACGGUAUAUGGAGAGAGGACAGUAUGAUUUGUGCAUUGAUGAUGGCAAGCAGGUAACCCGACUUACAAGCCAUGAAUGGACAGGCAUUGAAGCAGGCACGACAAUCGUCAUGAGGAUCGUCUUUAAACAGGUGACACAUCCUAAAGUUGAAUACAAAUGUCAUUUUUGCGGCGCUGUCAAUCACAUUGUAAAUCAGUAUUCGCUUCAACACCAGGGUACUGGCUCGAUCAAUUGUCGAGAAUGCAAACGACGAUUUCAGAUCUCCCGCGAAAGCUCCAGUGCAAAGCGGAGCGCACAAUCCUCUGGCACUGACUUUGUUCCUGAAACUGAAGCAGAAAUGCACCUUAUUCGCAACUUUCACAUCCGGCAGAUUAGCUCUGGGAAAGAUAACAUUAACCACCCCCGCAUAACGUUGCACAACAAAUUACAGAUGACCAAUUUCCAUGCACGUCUAACAUGGAAAAUCGAUCUACAAGGCCCUCCCAACACUUUGACAUGGUAUGCGGCCGUUUACAGUAUGUUGGCUGUCAAAUCGAAGAUGGUGCAUACUAACCAAACAUAUAGUUGACGGUAUAAAAUAUGGCGACGGUUCAGCCCGUCGCAAGUCUGAUGCUCAAGAUGAGGCUGCGGCCGCGGCUUAUAAUCGCUUGAUACAUGAAAUGUCCUAAUAUGCAUGAUGACCCUAGUUUAUGUGAAAACAUAUGCCAUCAUUUUCAUCCUCUAAACAAGUAGUUCUGUUUCUCAUACAAUACAACGCUGUCCAUGCCAGAAGUGUGCCUGUUGUGAGUUAAGUGGUCUUGUCAUUUGAUAGUGCGGUGCGUACGACAGCAGUGUAAACGGCAUCGCAGAUAACGAAAACUCUUUGAAGGGAAAGUCAGUUUUACUUGAUCCUGGUGGCG